Pelagomonas calceolata is the source of this 593-nucleotide messenger RNA. Lineage: Eukaryota; Pelagophyceae; Pelagomonadales; Pelagomonadaceae. The record is from the annotation of a GenBank genome assembly.
AGCUUCCUUGCUUAUCGCCUCCGCACAGGCUUUCGCGUGAUCCAACACGCUCGAGCUGGCCUCACCAACAGCCCCGAAGGCCAUACCAAUGACAUGGCCGCGGAUCAGAAGACGCCAUUCUCUCCGUCAAAGCUAAUAUCGCUGCCAUGUAUUCCAAGCUGGGGCGGAUUGAUUCCGCCUUACAGAUGGAGAAGGACGUAUACUCCGGCCGUCUGAGGCUCAACGCAGAACAGAGAGAGACCCUCCUAGCAGCCAACAACUACGCGCUGUCCCUUUUUUCAGCAGAGCGCUCCGAAGAGGCCAAGUCGGUGCUGCGCAAGAUGAUGCCCGUGGCGCGACGCACUCUCGGAGAGAGUGAUCAACUUGCACUCUCGAUGAGGUGGUGUUACGCGGGUGCGCUCUACGGCGACCCUGGCGCCACGCUCGCCGAGCUCCGCGAGGCCGUGGAAACGCUCGAGAGCGUCGCACCUUUAUGGAGGCGCGUCUUCGGUGAUUCUCAUCCCGAGACGCCGAGGAUCCAUGAUGCGCUGGCAAAUGCACGCGAAAGGUUCGCCCGUGCGGCCGCCGCGUCCGAGUCGGAGUCGCCGCCGUGA